This is a messenger RNA of Recurvomyces mirabilis, 2610 nucleotides long. RefSeq lists its product as uncharacterized. Bases 1 to 2610 code for a protein of 869 amino acids. Gene Ontology annotation, molecular function: oxidoreductase activity, acting on NAD(P)H; alkanesulfonate monooxygenase activity. NCBI's taxonomy places the organism in Eukaryota, Fungi, Ascomycota, Dothideomycetes, Mycosphaerellales, Teratosphaeriaceae. The record is from RefSeq and is a predicted model, not a curated record. Gene Ontology annotation, biological process: alkanesulfonate catabolic process. The transcript has 2 exons.
AUGGCACCAAGUGCUUCCUUCCGCUCACUCAGAGCCGAUGGCGAGGCUUCGGCUGUGAAGGAGCCAUCCGCUUAUACACCAAGAAGCACGAACGGUACCUCGGGCAAUGCCAAUGGUCACGCAAACGGUGUCAGAAAUGGUGUCGACGCCAUCGACGCCAGGCUUGCGAGCGCGUCCCUGAAUGGCAAGACGAAUGGAGCUCCACACCAAGAGGACGAAUUUCUCAAGCUACCUAGUCCACAGCAAGACAUCCUACUUCUACACGGUCCAAGACAGAAGUACUCCCUGGAGCGAUCGAAAGACAUCCCAGAGCUACAGGGCGACAACGAGAUUCUGGUGCAGGUACUGGCUAUUGGCUUGAAUCCGGUCGAUUGGAAAGGUGCCGACUAUGGCUUUGGUCAGCCGAGCUAUCCUUGGGUCAAUGGCAGAGACUUUGCGGGUAUUGUUGUGAAAGCAUCGAAGAGCUCGAGCAGAGUGGAGCAAGGCGAUGUCGUGUUCGGGCCAUCAACAGACUAUCGCGAUAUUCGGAAAGCUGCGUAUCGAGAGUAUGUGGUGACAACCGACUACAACGUAGCAAGAGUGCCGCAAGACGUGAGUGUCAAGAAUGGAGCAGCAAUCGGCGUGGCCUUCACCGGAGCAUUGGUUGCACUGGGUGUGAGCCUAGGAGUGGACUUCAACGUGACGAAGGGUGGAUCACCCGCUGGCCCAGAUAUUCUACGGCAAGUGCGACACUUACCUUCACGAGACGUGCCAGAAGAUAUCCGAAGCGAAGUCUUUGACGGGAUUUUGAUCUCGGAACGACCUCAGCAAGAUGAAUGGCUGGCAAUCUGGGGCGCCAAUACCACGACCGGACGAUUCGCACUCCAGCUUGCCAAAUUAGCUGGUUUACGAGUCGCAUGCAUCGCCGAUCUUGCCAAGGGUGGACAGCGUCUGUCUGAGCUGGGUGCGGAUUUCAUGGUGGACAAACAUGACCCUCAGCGUGCUGUUGAGAUCUUGCGAGCCAUUACAGGACACAAGCUACGUCUUGGCAUUGAUUGUACGGGGAAGGAGACUGCGGAAAAUCUGCAGCAGGUGCUACAGUCGGACACGGCUACCACAAAGUCGCAUCUAGUUGGACUCACUGGUCUACCAAAGGAAGCGGCACCGAAUGUAGUACAUCACAAGAUCCCAAUCAAGCUGUUUCAUGAAUCGCCAGCAUUCGGCGAAGCAGAGAUGCAAUGGCUAGAAGAGCUCCUCGUCUUGAACAAGCUCAAGCUUCCAGAAGUUGAGAUCGCAGAAGGUGGACUUGCGGGAAUAAACAGCGCUCUUGACCGACUAAGGUCAGGUACUCUCAGCGGCAAGCGAAUCGUGGUACCAGUCGGGAACGAGUCUCGAAUCACUUCGCCACCGUCAACACCACAGACAAAUGGUAAUGAUGGCUUACUUCACAGCGGCGAAGAUCUCUCUUACCACGAAGCCAUCAAUAGCGAUCCAGACCGAAUCAAGUUCGCAUAUUGGGUACCUAACGUGUCCGGCGGCCUCGUCAUCUCCAAGAUUCCGCAGCGGACACAUUGGGAUCUGAAGAGCAACAUCCGCUAUGCAAAGACUGCCGAGCGCGUCGGCUUCGAGUACGCAUUAAGUCAGAUCCGAUUCAUGGCUGGCUAUGGAGCCGAGAAUCAGCAUGAACCUGUCUCGCUUUCACAAGCACUAUUGAGCAAGACCGAGAAGUUGAAGUUGAUUGCGGCUUUGCUGCCUGGGCCGUGGAAUCCAGCAGUCGCAGCAAAGCAGAUAGCUUCCAUUGAUCAUUACUGCGACGGUAGAGUAGCUGUGAAUGUAGUCAGUGGCUGGUUCAAGCUCGAGUUCACCAGCAUAGGCCAGUGGUGGCUCGACCACGCCGAGCGCUACCACCGCAGCCGGGAGUUCAUUGAGUGCCUCAAAGGCAUCUGGACGGAGGAAAAAUUCACCUACCGAGGCGACUUCUACCAAUUUCACGACUACACUCUCAAGCCCAAACCACUUUCUUGGCCAGGUCGUCCACAUCCCGGGAUCUUCCAGGGCGGCAACAGCAACGAUGCGCAGGAGAAUGCCGGCCAUGUUUCAGAUUACUACUUCAUGAAUGGCAACACUCUCGAAGGCUUCCAGACACAGAUUGCCAGCGUGCGCGAGAAGGCCAAGGCAGCUGGUCGCGAGGGCCAAGUGAAGUUCGCCUUGAAUGGCUUCGUCAUCUGCCGCGAGACGGGAGAAGAAGCUCAUCGUGUGCUCGCUGAGAUUCAAGGUAAAGCCGAUGCAGAAGCCGUCGAGGGUUUCCGUCAGCAGGUCCAGAAUGCUGGCGGUUCAGCCUCGAAUAAGUCAGGCAUGUGGGCGAACAGCAAGUUCGAGGACCUCGUGCAAUAUAACGAUGGCUUCAAGACAAAGUUGAUUGGAACGAAGGAGCAGAUUGCGGAACGCAUCAUGUUGCUGAAGUCGUUGGGUGUAGAUAUCUUGUUGACUGCCUUCUUGCAUUACGAGGAGGAAAUUGAAUUGUUCGGUAAGGAAGUCAUGCCGCUUGUUAGAGAGCUUGAGAAGCAGGGGAGAGGGAAGAAUGAAAUGUUUGAAGUGGAGAGGACCGGGGACGUGUAUAGGAAGAAGUGA